This is a messenger RNA of Cooperia oncophora, 414 nucleotides long. NCBI's taxonomy places the organism in Eukaryota, Metazoa, Nematoda, Chromadorea, Rhabditida, Trichostrongylidae. The record is from the annotation of a GenBank genome assembly.
AUGGUACCCGAGGGGUUUGCGCAGCCAAUCGCUGGUUUUGUUCAGAUGCCGAAUCAAAUGGGAUUUCUGGAGGCUUCGAUGAGUUCCACCAUCCGCAAAGGUGUUUUAUUAGGAGCGGUAGUAAGCGCUGGUCAAAUAUUUUCCGGAAGCGUUGCAUCGGCAUCGUAUUCUACAAGGUUCUACUAUGACAUAACCUAUGACGAUGACGAUGAAGCGAUUCAAGAGUACUGGGACAUGGUACCCGAGGGGUUUGCGCAGCCAAUCGCUGGUUUUGUUCAGAUGCCGAAUCAAAUGGGAUUUCUGGAGGCUUCGAUGAGUUCCACCAUCCGCAAAGGUGUUUUAUUAGGAGCGGUAGUAAGCGCUGGUCAAAUAUUUUCCGGAAGCGUUGCAUCGGCAUCGUAUUCUACAAGGUAA